GGAGGAGGGCGAGUUCUGCAUCCCCCCGUCAGCAGAUGUUCAUUUCUGCGUGAACAGCGCGUAAAAGGAAGACAAAAUGGAAGACAAACUGGGGAAAGCGCUCUCUGCGGGCAAAGUCGCCAGCAAUGUGCAGAAAAAAUUAACGCGAGCGCAGGAAAAGGUAAUGCAAAAGCUGGGUAAAGCGGAUGAGACGAAGGACUUGGCGUUUGAGGAGGGCGUCAUCAAUUUCCACAAGCAGCUGGCUGAAGGGUCCAAGCUGCAGAGAGACCUGAGGGCCUACCUGGCCGCAGUCAAAGCGAUGCACGAGUCCUCCAAUAAUCUGCACGAGUGUCUGGCAGACAUGUAUGAGGACAACUGGAAAGGCAAAAAGAAAGUGGAACGCAUCGUACAGGACUCUGAUCUACUGUGGACAGACUUCCAUCAGAAGCUGGUGGAUCAUGCCCUCAUCUCCAUGGACACAUACCUGGGACAGUUUCCUGACAUUAAGUCCCGCAUUGCCAAGAGAGACAGGAAGCUGGUGGACUUUGACAGCGCGCGGCACGCCUACGCCUCCACCCACAAGGGGGAGAAGAAGAAGAGGGAGGGAGGUGGAGCUGGCGGCAUCGCAGGCACCGGCAUCAAGAUCACCAAGCCUCUGUCCCUGCUGGAGAGGGCGUCCCCCACGUGGGCUCAGGGCAUCCUCUCCGCACACAACGUGGCCCAGUCCAACCUCUCCAGGAACCAGACUGAAGAUGAGCUGGAGAGAGCCCAGAAGGUGUUUGAUGAGAUCAAUGAAGACCUUCAGGAGGAGCUGCCCUCUCUCUGGAACAGUCGUGUUGGUUUCUAUGUGAACACGUUCCAGAGUGUGUCAGGCCUGGAGGAGAAGUUCCACAGGGAGAUGGGCAAGCUAAACCAGAAUCUGUUUGAUAGAUUGAUUCAGCUCGAAGAGCAGGAUCCGACCAGUGGGCCAGAUGGAGCUAAUCAUACUUUGGGCGUUGGCGGACCUCCUCCCAUUCCCAAGUCUCCAUCUAAGCUGAGGCCUACAGUGCCGCCGCCUCCCAAAGUCACCCCGUCUCAGGAGAUGAAGACUGAGAACAUCCUCAACCUGUUUGACGAGGCCAACACGCCAAACAUCAGCAUAACCUCGCCCACCGAGUUCGAUGCGCGCGGUAACGGCAACCUGCUGGAUAUGGACCUGGACUCUUUCCCCACUAUCAGCACAGGAGUACCGGCCGCUAACGCAGCCGCCAAGCAAGACGAGGCCCCAGAGCAGCCCACUGCUGCUGCCGCCGCUGCCGCUUCUGUGGACCCGACUAACCCAGACUGGGGCGACGACCCCACAAAGCCCAACUGGGGCGACGACCCGACCAAGCCGAACUGGGGCGACGAUCCGACCAAGCCCAACUGGGGCGACGAUGACGACGAGCAGCCGGCAGUGGCGGCAGCCCCCCCGGCGGUGUACGACCACACCCAGCCAGACUGGGGUGCGGAGGAGGAGGCCGAGGACCCCACCAAGCCCAAGUGGGAGGAAGAGGAGCCUGCUGCAGACAAACCACCAAGUGAUGAGGACAUUGCAGCUGCUGCUGCUGCUGCUGAUACUGAUGCUGAUGCUGCAGUUUCGCCCACGGAUGCUGAUGUUGUUGCCACUGGAGACGAGGAAGUUGGUGCUGAUGCUGGCGACAGUGGCGAGGUUGCCGCUGCAGAGGAAGAAGAAAAAGCUGGAACCCCACCUGACGCCACGGCAACCGACGAUGCCACCGCUGAGCCGGUCCAGGAAGACGGGGAACAGGUAACCAUCGGCAACGGACCGGCAGCUGCGACUGCGGCUCUGGCUGCUGUGGUCGUGGCUCAGCCAGUAGCAGCUGCAGAGACCUCGGACGCUGUCGAGAUGCCUCCUGGGUUCAUCUUUAAGGUGCAGACCAUGCACGAUUAUAAUGCCAACGACACGGAUGAGCUGGAGCUGAAGGCAGGAGAUGUUGUGCUGGUGAUGACCUACGACAACCCUGACGAACAGGAUGACGGUUGGCUAAUGGGCGUUAAAGAGUCGGAGUGGCAGAAGACCAAAGAGCUGACCACCAAAGGAGUGUUCCCCGAGAACUUCACCCAGAGACUCUGAGCGAACCUAAGUCCCAUUGGCCAACACCCCAUUCCACAGUGACCAUGACAGCCCGCAAGCAGAGCAGACGUCACAUGCUCACACACAUCUCCAGACAUCUUACACUCCGGCUGUCUAGCUGCGAGACACACCUUGGACACACACACCAUCAAGCUGCUGUCCCCACGUUGCAGCAUCUCCUCUGUGAUAAAUAAUCAUCUACACUACCCCCAGCAAACACUCGGAUUCAGAUGACAUCAUCUGAGAUUAUUCAUGUUUUGGCCUCGUUUGUAUUGCGCCUACAGUACAUCCACUGAUUCAUUGUAGUCU
This is a messenger RNA of Engraulis encrasicolus (European anchovy), 2404 nucleotides long. It is a transcript of the gene bin1a, whose product is annotated as myc box-dependent-interacting protein 1. The record is from RefSeq and is a predicted model, not a curated record. The transcript has 18 exons. Lineage: Eukaryota; Metazoa; Chordata; Actinopteri; Clupeiformes; Engraulidae. Bases 77 to 2095 code for a protein of 672 amino acids. Gene Ontology annotation, molecular function: phospholipid binding; tau protein binding. Gene Ontology annotation, cellular component: synaptic vesicle; cytoplasm; plasma membrane.